This is a messenger RNA of Symbiodinium natans, 1284 nucleotides long. The record is from the annotation of a GenBank genome assembly. NCBI's taxonomy places the organism in Eukaryota, Dinophyceae, Suessiales, Symbiodiniaceae.
AUGGCCCGCUUUCUGUUCUUGGCGGCUGCCGGGAGCUGUGUUGCUACGUACUCACACGGCAGCUGUCCCCUGACACACAGGACUGCAAAUGUUAUCAGCAGGACCGCCAAGCUGUGCAAUGCUGUGUGCCUGAUACUUAGUGCCAGGACUUGCCAGGCACUCAAAGAGGAAGCCCACGGCGAGCACAGCAUACAGCUCCUGCAGCACACACGAGACCGGUACGGCCGACAGCGCGCCCACGACCCCAGCAGCUUCUUCAAUGUGUCUGCCAUCUUGGCGGAUAGUCCCGAAGGCACUUUUCUGUCGCGCAUGUCCAUCCUCGUCCAAGCUGUCGGUCUGACAUACAACACCACCACACCGAAGUUCCAGCCGGAACUUGCCGAUGCUCACAUAUCUUCAGGCUCUGGCACCUGGUUUCGGAAGAAGCAGUUCGACCGGGACCCCGACAAGGGUGGCGUCUUUGCACGGACAUUUGUCAAUGACGAGCGGCGCUCCGCGGUGGUCGCGUUCAAAGGCAUCUGCGACACCUUAGGUCUCGAACAGUGCGUCAUUGAUGCCUGCAAGCUCAAGAGCAUCGGCGCCUACGGAAACCUCUCGGAAGCUAUGGCAUCAAUCGUGGGAGCAGACGAGCAGGCCUGCGAAGGCUACAAGGAGCACUUGAACUACGUGGAGCAGGCCCUGAGCUACGCUGAGAUGGUGCGCGCUGCACUGGAAGAUUACGAAAUCAUGAUGACCGGCCAUUCCAUGGGAGGUCUGCUGGCAAUUGUCACUGCUUCCCAGAUGGGCCUCCAAGCGUUGACGUUCGCACCGACUCCCUUUCACAACGUUUUGAAGGAGGAGUUGAACCUCACGGACGAGCAGAUCUCUCGCAUGGACGCUAAGGACCUGGUCGCAACCUGCGACCCCUUCGAUUGUGGCAUCAAUUCUGCAUACGUCGACGAUGCGCGCCGUGGAUCUAAGACGUGUCUUUACAUGGACACUGAUGAACCAUCUCCCUGCAAGUCUUUGCCGGCCCCAUACGAAUCAGCAGGAUGGCGAGAGCAGCUGCACACGAAUGGCUCCGGCCUGGCCAGCCUGGUGCCAGCCGCGCAGAACUUGCUUUGCAAGAUGAGUGCUCAUCAGUGGCCGCGUUACGAGGCGAUUGUGCUCGAACAGGGCAGCGAUGGUGCACCAAGCAACCUCCCAGUGUGCAAUACAGAUUUCAGCGUUCUAGACGUUUCUGACGGCAUGUGGCAGAAGCUGGAUUUCCUUCGCACAUGGUUUGGAAGCUAUCGGCCUGGCUAG